AUGAAACUAAAUAAUAACUCAUCACAAUCGCUAGGAAAUGAUCAACCUACGAACUCGAUGCAGUCCCUUAAGAUUAAUGAGCUUGAAGACAGCAUAAAACAUCUUACAGAAAAGAUCAAGUCAUUAGAAAAAGGUUGCGAAUCUCUACUAAGAGAAAAUGAAAAGCUUAAAGCUGAAAAAAAUAUACCAAUUCCUGUUAAAAAGAAAACCAGUACUAGUGCUACAAUUAUAAACGCAGUACAUAAAAAAGUUGCGAGUAACAGUAAUUCACCCCAAAACGGUAAACGUGGGCGUUCUAGUCCUGUAAAUGCACAGCGAAAAAAUAAACAAAAAAAGCUUGACAGCUACUGGCUUGCAACACCUAACCGUUUUGAGGUUCUAGACAACCCUGACGCUGAUAAUCAGGAAGAAACAUCAGAACAUGCGGAAUUAAUUAAAGAAAGUAAAAUUCCUAAACCACCACCAAUAUUUGUAGCGGGUGUUGGUAACAUUCAACCAUUGCGGGCACUGCUAAAUGAUGUGGCUCCAAAUGAGUUUGUACUCAAAAUUGUAGGCCAUGAAGUAGUCAAUAUCAGUAACAUUCGACAUCGUGUUACAAAAAAACCACUUCCUCUGUUUUUCGUUGGACUAAAGCCCUCAGACAAGGUGAAAACAAUUUACAACUGUACUGACUUGCUGCACACAAAAAUUUCCAUUGAAGCGCCUAAAAAGAAGCGCGAAUUGCCGCAAUGCACUCGGUGCCAACGAUAUGGUCAUACAAAACAUUUCUGUAAUCAUAUGCCACGCUGUGUUAAAUGCCCUGAAAACCACUUAUCCUCAGAUUGCCCACGCAAAUCCCCCGGUAAUGAUGUAUGGUGUGUUCUUUGUGAAGGUAAUCACCCGGCUAACUAUAAAGGGUGCACAGUCUACAAACAACUCCAGAAAAAAGCGUUUCCAGCCCUACGUAGAAAAAUAACAACUGAUACAGAAAGGCAACAGAACACCAAAUUGAAUGUAACAAGCCAAACGUAUGCAAAUGUUGUUAAAUCUAACAAUAUAAACACUCAAGAGCACGUAAACUCAGCUCAGCAAAACGAUUUUCCUGAGCUUAAAUCAAUGCUCAAAACGGUUAUGGAACAAAUGAGCUCUAUGCUCAACCUCCUAACCGCAUUUGUCGCUAAUACAUCCAAAUAA
Molecule: messenger RNA, 1173 nt
Organism: Teleopsis dalmanni
Lineage: Eukaryota; Metazoa; Arthropoda; Insecta; Diptera; Diopsidae
Exons: 2
Coding region: 1-1173 (390 amino acids)
Source: RefSeq, a predicted model, not a curated record